Molecule: messenger RNA, 1927 nt
Organism: Haliotis rufescens (red abalone)
Lineage: Eukaryota; Metazoa; Mollusca; Gastropoda; Lepetellida; Haliotidae
Product: UDP-glucuronosyltransferase 1-2-like
Exons: 2
Coding region: 123-1685 (520 amino acids)
Molecular function (GO): UDP-glycosyltransferase activity
Source: RefSeq, a predicted model, not a curated record
AUGACAAUAAGACGCCUAUUGUUAAAUAGAAGCGGACUGCGGUAUCUCAUAUUGACUACAGUCAGUGAAAGCUGUCAGUGACAGUGCUUCAAAAGUAUCGUCCUUGCUUCAAAGGGAUAACAAUGGACAUCACCUUGUUAUGCUUACUCCUGGCAGUGCAGCUGUGCUCAUUAUCGACGUGUAAUGGGGCAAAGAUCCUCUAUCUCCCUUUCCCGUUAUACAGCCAUGUUAAGCUUGGGCAAUGGUUGACUGACGAUCUCCACAAAUAUGGCCAUGAACUAUGGACAGCCUACCCCAAAUAUCUCAAGUCACUUGGUGUACUCCAGGACAAAAAGUACAACCUAAUUCAAUUAGAAAAACUUGGUGAUGAAGAUGUAGGAGAGACACUACGUAAAGUCAAUGAAAAAAGUCUUACUAACAAAACUAUACUUGAGAAAUUCUUGCACACUGUUGAGAGUAUUAUUCAGCCGGUUCAUGAACAGUUGCGAGAAAUAAAUUUCAAAAUUAUGAAGGAUGACGAGUUCCUUCAGGUCGUGAAAAGGCAACAUUUUGACCUGGUGCUGGUCGGGGGAACCAUGAGAGGAAUGGAACUGCAUCUGAUUCCAUACCAUCUUGGCAUCCCUUUCUGUUUCCUCAGCACAGACAUCGACCCUUGGAGAUCCGGCCUCCCUGUCAACCCAUCACAUACACCAAUAACUGGAUCCGAAUUCACAGACAGGAUGGAUUUCUUUCAGCGUGUGCAGAACACAUUGAUGUAUAUGAGUCUGAUUUUCGACAAGGACCUUUUCUUUGGCGACGACAGAGACAACUUUAAAGGCCCCGACGGUAACGCCGUUACUCCGGGCAGCGUCAUGAGUGAAGCAAAGCUAUGGCUAAUUCAACAUGAUGUUUUGUUGGACUAUCCUCGACCUAGCAUGCCAAAUGUCAAGUACAUUGGCGAUCUCUCUCUCCGAAAGGCACAACCUUUAGCAAGGCAGUUUAAACAGUUUUAUAAUAGAUCAACUAAUGGUGUUGUUGUUGUUUCGUUUGGAAGCUUUGUGAAUCUAGAGCAGCCGCUUGUUCAAAAGCUCUUUACCGGUCUUUUGAAAACUCCUUAUUCAUAUGUGAUACGAUUAAACGUUACUUCACCUGACAAACAUAAAUUUUUAACAUCCUCUUGGAUUCCUCAGAACGAUCUGUUAGCCAACCCUCAAACCAAACUAUUCAUUACAAACAUUGAUGCAAGUGAUCAGAAUGAGGCUGUUGCUAACGGUGUCCCUAUGGUUGGAAUACAGAUACACACUGAUCAGUACUAUAACGCUAAUCGUCUUCAGCGAAAAGGAUAUGGAAUAUUCGUUGACUUCCUGGAAAUCACACCCGAGGAGAUAGCUGACAAAAUAAAAUAUGUGAUUGAAACGCCUUCCUACAAAGGCAACGUCAGCAGAGCAGCCAAUAUCCUGAACGACCGACCGUGGACCCCCGGUCAGGAAGCUGCCUACUGGAUUGAUCACGUGAUCAAAUAUGGCGACGCUCACUUCCGUUCUGAAGGCAUGAAGCUUCCGUGGUACAAGUUUCUGUGUUUAGACGUCUUCAUCUUUGUGUCCUUAAUUAUUGUGUUGCUUUUGAAAGGUGUAAUGUUGUUAGUGAGAUUGAGUCUUCCUGGUUUCUUCAGAAAGAAACAGGUCGUAAAGCCCAAGAAAGAGUGAAUUCGUUGCAAUAAUAAUGACGUCCUUGCAGGAUAGGAUGAGGGUAAAUAUAACUGCAAAAACAAGUAUGUCAUCCACUGUUAUGGACCUACUCAGCGUUAUAGAAUAUAUCUACCAUUAUGGAAACACAGCGUGACAAUGAGCACUUUAAUAACAUUGCAAGCACAACCAUUCAGGGUCAUGCAGAAAACAUAAACAUUAGUUACCUUCAGUUUCAUUAUGUACGUUGUGCUCGAGAUUAA